Hermetia illucens (black soldier fly) is the source of this 940-nucleotide messenger RNA. RefSeq names its product splicing factor U2af 38 kDa subunit (gene U2af38). NCBI's taxonomy places the organism in Eukaryota, Metazoa, Arthropoda, Insecta, Diptera, Stratiomyidae. The record is from RefSeq and is a predicted model, not a curated record. The transcript has 4 exons. Gene Ontology annotation, biological process: mRNA splicing, via spliceosome. Gene Ontology annotation, molecular function: metal ion binding; pre-mRNA 3'-splice site binding. Gene Ontology annotation, cellular component: U2AF complex; spliceosomal complex. The coding region runs from base 153 to 860 and encodes 235 amino acids.
AAAAGUUCAAAAUGUGCCUAGAUGAAUGGCGGACGGUGGUUGCGUUGUUUAGCUGUCAAGAGUUUGUGUAUUUUUUGGGAAGUUGGAUAAUUCGUAUCGUUUCGAGCUCUUGUGGAACUGUUUGAAAUUAGUAGCGUGUUAACGAGCCAAUAAUGGCUGAAUAUUUAGCAUCAAUUUUUGGCACAGAAAAGGAUAAGGUUAACUGCUCCUUCUACUUCAAAAUUGGCGCUUGUCGGCAUGGCGAUCGAUGCUCGAGGAUUCACAACAAGCCAACGUUCUCUCAGACUGUGCUGCUACAAAAUUUAUACGUCAACCCGCAAAAUUCCGCAAAGUCUGCCGAUGGCAGUCAUUUGGUCGCUAAUGUAUCAGACGAGGAAAUGCAGGAGCAUUAUGAUAACUUUUUCGAGGAUGUAUUUGUGGAAUGUGAGGAUAAAUACGGGGAAAUUGAGGAGAUGAAUGUUUGCGAUAAUUUGGGAGACCAUCUUGUUGGAAACGUAUAUAUAAAAUUUCGCAACGAAGAAGAUGCUGAACGUGCGGCAAAGGAUUUGAAUAACAGAUGGUUUGGUGGUCGUCCAGUUUAUGCCGAACUAUCACCUGUUACUGAUUUCCGCGAAGCUUGUUGCCGUCAAUAUGAGAUGGGUGAGUGUACGCGCUCUGGAUUUUGCAAUUUUAUGCAUUUGAAGCCGAUAUCGAGGGAAUUGAGGCGGUAUCUGUACUCGCGCCGGCGAGGCCGUUCUCGUUCACGUUCGCCAAGGUCCCGUUCUCCAAGACCACGUGGAAGAAAUCGCUCAAAUGACAGGAGACGAUCUCGUAGUCGUGACAAUCGCGAGCGAUCUGAUAAUCGCAAAGGGCGGUAUUAACCGAUAUUGAUAAACACUUAAAAAGUUUAUGGACCUUUAAUUGUCAAGUUUUAAUCAAUAAAUGGCAUGGUGGCUCGAUG